UGCUGGACCAGCACCACUUGUUGUUUACACGUGAGAUAUUGGAUGUGAGUGGAGUCUGAAAAACCCUCCUGUUGGUUGAUUAGAUCUGUUUUGAAGAGCUCCUGUCUGUGCUCGUGUAACAGCGAUCUCUGCGCGAGAUGGGGAGACUGAGAAAGAAACAUAACUGGAAGGGGAGGCAGCAGGACAGCGAGACCCGACCGGCACCGGUGGAAGGGAAGCCCGCGACAGAUGUAGUCGUGGAGUUUAAAGAUGGGGCUAAUCUGAAGGGGGUGGACGAGAGCAACGCGCUGGUCCUCCCAGCCUCCAAACCCAAGGAGAAGAAAGGCCUGCAGAAGCCAGUGCGUAAGAAGCCGCCUCUCACUAAGAAACAGAGGAAGAACCUGGAGAAAGUUCUGGAGCUCAAAGAGAAGAAAGCUCAUAGAGCAGACAUCCUGACCAAGCUGUCAGAGGUGCAGAUUCCUGCGGCGGAGCUGAAACUGCUCUACACCACCUCCAAGAUGGGCACAGGAGACAAGCUGUACCAGAAUAAACAGACCCUGGAGGAGGUGGAGGAGGGAGGCUCCGGGCCCAGGAUCAACAGCGUGAGCGGAGCCAACAGGAAGAGGACGUGGACCCAUCUGCAGGACGAGGAGGAUGAGGGGGCGGCGGACGAGGACAGCAGUGAUUUAGACACUUCCUCUGAUGAGGAAGAGUUGGAGAACGGAGGGGUGGUGGAGGAGGUGGAGGAGGAGAGGAAGACCGAGGAGCCUCCUCGUCCCUGUCGGGAGGAGGAGGUCAAGAAAGCGAGGGAGGAGACGGAGGUGAGGAGAGAGGGGACGGCUGCGGCCCAGCGCUCGAGUAAGACCGACUCCCAGCCGGCUGUCUUCAUACCCGUGGACCGACUGCCCCAGAUACAGGAGGCCCGUCUGAGGCUGCCUGUUCUCGCUGAGGAGCAGGUGAUCAUGGAGGGGGUGAAGGAGAACCCCUUCGUGGUCCUCUGUGGAGAGACAGGAAGUGGCAAGACCACCCAGGUGCCCCAGUUCCUGUACGAGGCUGGCUACGCCAGUGGAAGUGGGAUCAUAGGUGUGACAGAGCCCAGGAGAGUGGCAGCCGUCAGCAUGUCCCAGAGAGUGGCCAAGGAGAUGAACGUGUCCACACGGGUGGUGUCGUAUCAGAUUCGCUUCGAGGGGAACGUGACGAGUGACACCAAAAUCAAGUUCAUGACAGACGGUGUCCUGCUGAAGGAGAUUCAGAAGGACUUCCUGCUCCAGAAGUACAGUGUGAUCAUCAUAGACGAGGCCCAUGAGAGGAGUGUGUACACGGACAUCCUGGUCGGCCUGCUGUCUCGCAUCGUCCCCCUGAGGAACAAGAAAGGCCUCCCCAUGAGGCUGCUGGUCAUGUCUGCCACCCUGCGCGUGGAGGACUUCACAGAGAACAGGAAGUUGUUUCCCUCGCCCCCGCCCGUCCUCAAGGUGGACGCCCGGCAGUUUCCUGUGUCGGUCCACUUCAACAAGAGGACCCCGCUGGAGGACUACUCUGGAGAGGUGUUCCACAAGACCUGCAAGAUCCACCGCAUGCUGCCCCCAGGGGGGAUCCUGGUGUUUCUGACGGGCCAGGCGGAGGUCCAAAGCGUCUGCCGGAGACUGAGGAAGGCCUUCCCCUGCAGGAGAGAACACACCGACACUGGUGAGGGGGAGGAGCCAGACGCCUCGGAGGAGAUGAGGAAGUUUAAGAAGGCCAAGCAGAAGAAGGCUGUGUCGCUGCCGCGGAUCGACCUGGAUAACUACUCGGCUCUCCCGGUGGACGAGGCAGGCGAGGACCGGCAGGCGGGGGUUGGCGAGGACGAGGGGUGGGAGGGGGAGGGGUCCUUCCUGGAUGAAGGAGACGACCCCGGGAACACAGAGGAGAAGGCAGACCCCUCCCAUCCCCUCUACGUCCUCCCUCUCUACUCUCUCCUCGCGCCCGAACAGCAGGCCAAGGUGUUCAGCCCGCCCCCUCCCGGAGCGCGUCUGUGCGUGGUGGCGACCAACGUGGCGGAAACCUCCCUCACCAUCCCGGGGAUCAAGUACGUGGUGGACUGCGGCCGCGUCAAGAAGCGCUUCUACGACCGCGUCACCGGGGUAUCCUCCUUCAAGGUCACGUGGACCUCACAGGCCUCGGCCAAUCAGAGAGCUGGGAGGGCCGGCCGAACGGAACCCGGGCACUGCUAUAGGUUGUACUCGUCUGCAGUGUUCUCAGACUUCAGCCCGUUCUCCGAGGCAGAGAUCACUCGCAGGCCUGUAGAGGACCUGGUUCUGCAGAUGAAAGACCUCAAUAUAGACAAGGUGGUGAACUUCCCGUUCCCCACCCCUCCCUCCAUGGAGGCCCUGGUAGCAGCAGAGCAGCUGCUGGUCUCCCUGGGGGCCUUGGAGGAACCCCCCCGCACUGGACGGGUGAAGGACAUCGAGCGUGCUCGUCUGAGCUGUCCCGUCACCCCCCUGGGCCGGGCCAUGGCCUCCUUCCCCGUGGCGCCGCGCUACGCCAAGAUGCUGGCCCUGGGCCGGCAGCAGGACUGCCUGCCCUACGUCAUCGCCGUGGUGGCCGCCAUGACGGUGCGAGAGAUCAUGGAGGACCUGGACAGACCGGCCGGCAGUGAGGACGAAAGCUCCAAGCUGGCCCAGCGCCGGGCCCGGCUAGGCCAGAUGAGGAGGCUGUGGGCUGGGCAGGGAGCCUCGCUACUCCUGGGGGAUCUCAUGGUCAUGCUGGGUGCCGUGGGGGCCUGUGAGUUUGCCGGCUGCACAGCUCAAUUCUGUGAGGAGAACGGGCUGAGGUAUAAAGCUAUGAUGGAGAUCAGGAGGCUCAGAGGGCAGCUGACCAACGCAGUGAAUGCGGUGUGUCCGGCGGUGGGUGUGUUCGUGGACCCCAAGAUGGCCCCGCCCACAGAGAGCCAGGUGGUGUGCCUGCGUCAGGUGGUGCUGGCGGGGCUGGGCGACCACCUGGCCCGACGGGUCCAGCCCGAGGAGAUGCUGGACCCCAAAUGGAGGAACGGUUACAAGACAGCUCUCCUGGAUGAGCCUGUGUACAUCCACCCCUCCUCCGCCCUCUUCAAAACCCUGCCAAUGUUUGUGGUCUACCAAGAGGUCAUGGAGACCACCAAGAUGUACAUGAGAGGUGUGUCAGCGGUGGAGCCAGAAUGGGUGCCCCGCCUGCUCCCGCAGUACUGCCAUUUUGGCUCUCCCCUGUCGAGCCCGGCGCCCUGGCUGUGUGAGGCCACAGGCAGGGUGAGGUGCCACUGCCCCAGCACCUUCUUCCGUGUGGCCUGGCAGCUUCCUGCUAUGGAGAUGGAUUACCCAGAAGGCCUUGACCGCUACAAGCUGUUCGCCAGGUUCCUGCUGGAGGGACAGGUGUGUCCUAAACUGAAGCGGCACAGUGCCCACCUUCUCUCCAGCCCGUCCAUCAUGCUGAAGACCUGGGCCAAACUUCAGCCCAGGACUGAGGCUGUGCUUGGGGCCCUGGCCUCUGAAACGGUGGACUGCAGAGAGGCUCUGCUCACUGCCUGGAAGAACAACAGCCAAUUCCUCUUGUCUGCCUACUGCCAGUGGCUUCCUGAGGCUAUGCACCAAGAGGUAGCAAAGAGCUGGCCACCGGUCUGAACAGAGACACACACACAAUCCUGAACCCAGCAGACAGGAGGGCGAUCCUGAGACGGACACGACUCAGACCUCUACCAAAACACAGCACCUACAGUGCCAGUGACUACCUUCGACACACAAUAUGUGCAGCGGUUAUUCCAGGGCUUUCUCCUCUGAGCGUUUUAUAUGUCUGUGUAAAGCAGGGUACUCUCUGUGGUGGACGAAGGGGCUUGUCAUUAUCAUGUGUAGUUGCACCUCUGUUAGAGCCAUUGUGGAUUUUCUACUACUCCUGUUCUGAUCAGCCUGUAUGCUGCCAAUACUGUAUGUAUGGUCUUUGUAAGACUUGUAUUAAAUUGUGUGGUUUUGAAUGAA
Osmerus eperlanus (European smelt) is the source of this 3962-nucleotide messenger RNA. It is a transcript of the gene dhx37, whose product is annotated as DEAH (Asp-Glu-Ala-His) box polypeptide 37. Gene Ontology annotation, biological process: maturation of SSU-rRNA from tricistronic rRNA transcript (SSU-rRNA, 5.8S rRNA, LSU-rRNA). The transcript has 27 exons. NCBI's taxonomy places the organism in Eukaryota, Metazoa, Chordata, Actinopteri, Osmeriformes, Osmeridae. Gene Ontology annotation, molecular function: helicase activity; ATP binding; RNA binding. Bases 138 to 3611 code for a protein of 1157 amino acids. The record is from RefSeq and is a predicted model, not a curated record. Gene Ontology annotation, cellular component: nucleolus; intracellular anatomical structure.